Molecule: messenger RNA, 2841 nt
Organism: Nerophis lumbriciformis (worm pipefish)
Lineage: Eukaryota; Metazoa; Chordata; Actinopteri; Syngnathiformes; Syngnathidae
Gene: smpd4
Product: sphingomyelin phosphodiesterase 4
Biological process (GO): sphingomyelin catabolic process; glycerophospholipid catabolic process; ceramide biosynthetic process
Molecular function (GO): sphingomyelin phosphodiesterase D activity
Source: RefSeq, a predicted model, not a curated record
CAAAUAAACACGAAGAAGAAGACAACGACGGCGGCGAAGAAGAAAAUCCAGCCGCCUGUUGCCUACUUUCUUUUUGAAACGCCAAUGGAAGCGUUGGUGUCAAAAUUUACAUUUUUACAAAUAUUUUUUAGUCAACUGUGAAGUAGAACGAGGUCCAAGUGGCUAUUUGAAGACUUCAAGUAACCUCAAUGGCAUCCCCAAGCUUGCAGCACCCUGGCUUCCUUCUGUCCAACCUGAAAGCAGAUUCGUCCACCAAGACUCUUUUCCAUCGAUGUCAGGACCUUGUCAAAAUCAUCGAGGACUACCCCGCAAAGGAGCUGCACGCUAUUUUCUCGUGGCUGGUGGAGAGUGUCUUCGGAAGUCUCGAUGGCGUCCUCGGAGGAUGGAACCUUCGCCUUUUGCAGUCCCGCUGCAACGAUUUCCCGGUCGUUGUGGAAUUCCUGAAGCCGAGUGGGGCCAUGAUGAAGCUGGUUUACAAACUUCAGGCCGAAGAGUACAAGUACGAAGUCCCUGUCAAUUAUCUGCCGGCUCCAGUGAAAGCCUCCAUCCAGGAAGGCGUCCUUCCAGACUGUCCGCUCUUUCACAACCGGCCGCACUUCCCUAUUUCUGGCAUGCUGACUCUCAACAUGGCGCUGAAUCCUUUCGAGUUCUUCAUGUUCUAUUUUGCGUCCUGUCUCAUCACACCAAAGAACUUUUCUUCGGGCCAACACAGUGCCACUGACAGCGCCUACUUUGUAUUGGUGGACAUGUACCUCAAGUAUUUCUUGCCUACUGAAGGAAGUGUACCCCCAUCUCCCUUUUCUGACAACAGAGGCUCUGUCAGCGCGCCUCCUGCCAGAUCGUCCAAUAUUUCCUUGGCAGGUUAUGGCAUCCAUAGUCCAAGUCUCUUGAAGCAUCACAUCUUCCAUCAGCCCUCAGUCAACGCAGAUCCUGCAGCGCAGGAAAUCUGGAGGUCGGAAACACUGCUGCAGAUGUUUGUGGAAGUGUGGCUCCAUCACUACUCUUUAGAGAUGUACCAGAAGCUUCAGUCUCCUCAGGUAAAGCUGGCGCUGCUACAGUACCGCCUCAGUAUGUCCAGCAUGCCGUGCCAACCUCACGUCCCAUCAGGCUCUGGGACCCUCCACACCUACCAAGUACUUAAACCUUUUCAUUCACCCCCGCCCCUUUGGGGCCUCCUGGAGGAACCCUUCAGCCCGACUGAGGAGCACGUGCUGGUGGUGCGUCUCCUGGUCAAACAUCUGCACGCCUUCAACAACAGCCAGAAGCCUGAGCAGCUGUCAUCCUCUCCCACGACCCACUCGCAUGCCCACGCCAGCCCGCUGGAGGAGUUCAAGAGGGUGGUGGUGCAGCGUUUUGUUCAGCAGAAACUUUUCCUCUUUCUGCAACACUGCUUUGGACAUUGGCCUCUGGAUGCAUCUUUCCGAGCGGUGUUGGAGACAUGGCUGAGCUUCAUUCAACCAUGGAGAUACAGUGAAGAAAAGACCACCAGCCCCCCAGCUGAAGGUGACCGAAGCGACCCCGACAAAUGGGAGUCGUUUGUUGAAGAGAACCUGCUUGUGUACACCAAGCUCUUCCAGGUCUUCCUGAAUAGAGCCCUCAGAAUGGACCUGGUCAAUGCCAAAAACGCUCUUAUGGUCUUUCGUGUGGCUAAAGUGUUUGCUCAGCCAAACCUUGCGGAGAUGAUCCAGAAGGCUGAGCAGCUCUUUCUUGAGCCGGAGCUUGUCCACCAUCAUCGGCAGCCGCGAGGCUUCCUGACCCCGAGCCAAGGAGGCAGCUUCCUGUCGUCACGACAACGCAUGGUGACUGACGCCGUGUUUCGGGUGAAAAGUCACGUGUACUCCUUGGAAGGCCAGGACUGCCAGUACAAGCAGAUGUUUGGUUCCGAGCUGCGAGCCGUGGUGGCGAAGUUGAUCCAGAUCAUUGCACAAGCCAGACAAACGGCUAAACGGAUCUCAGAUCAGUCGACUGAAGCGGCAGCCAACAAGUCUUUCCUGUCUUGGUUCACCCCGUCUUUCUCUGAUAUGAACAACGGGCUUUGUGGCGCAGACCUGGAGGACAGUAACGAGUUUCUGAAGAAGACUCAUGAGUUCUUGGACCGAGCGCUGGAGAACCUGUGUGGCAUCUUCAAGCUGAGCCAGAGUCAGCUGACUCAGCUUCUCUCCAGCGUGACGUCUUCUCCGGCUGAUGGCGAGUCCAGACUGCCGGAUUGCAUUAUGGGACAAUACGGCCUCAUCCUCACAGACUUGGGCAGGACGCAGAUCAUCAACGGACUGCGCCGGUUUGACAUUCAAUACCAAGGCGACCCAGAGCUGCAGCCAAUCAGGAGCUACGAGAACGCACUUCUUGUCAGGUUCUUGUACAGGAUGUCGUCUUUGCUAAACAACAAGUUUGGAGGUCACAUGUCUAGACUGUGCUCGCGGCCGGACUUUCUGGGUCGCCUAGGUCGGCACUACCUAGCUGAUUCGAGAGUACCCUGCGCUCUGACACGUAGUCCCACGUCACCACGGUGGUUGGACAGGAAGCGGUCUGCACGUGUGAGCUUGCGUCCGCUGGCCAGCUACAGGACGCUCUUGCUGCUGCUGCUGUGCUACGCGUUGGGCGCCAUCUUUUCCUACGGGCCCGUGUCAAGCACACUCUUCAUUCUCACCGCCGCAUUCCUAUACGCCGUGGUCAUGGCUGUGUUUGUGGACAAAUUGAAAACACAAUAGCGCAGGCGUUGGGGUUGCUUGACUCGUUCCACUUUCAGGACAUGGUCAGAGAAUUGCAGAUCCAGCUUGUUCUGGAAAUGUUCUGCUUAAGUUCUUCUGCAGUUUUCACCUCAAAAAUAUAUUCUUUACAAAA